AUGGAUUUCGAUGAAUCAUCUGGAUCUUCUAACGAGUCUGCCGAUUACGAAGAGCGUGUACAGAACGUGAUUCUUCGAGUCGUCGAACUAGUUAGACGGCGGGAAGAACAACCUGCCCCAAUCAUUCACCGAAGAGUACCAGUUGAUCGUGAUCGUAUUCAAGCACACACUCGUUUGAUGCAUGACUACUUUGCUGAUGAACCGCGAUACAACACGAGACUUUUUAAGCGAAGGUUUCCUAUGUCAAAAAAUUUAUUUGAGCGGAUAGACGGUGAUUUGGAGGCUAGGUACCCUUAUUUUCAGACGAGAUAUGAUCGUGCUGGGAGAAGAGGGUUCACCGGAGUACAAAAGUAUACAUCUGCAAUUCGUCAAUUAGCAUACGGCUUUAAUAGUGAUUUUCUUUACAAGUAUUUGCAGAUGUCUGAGCGAACAUCAUGGGAAGCUUGCCUACAACUUUGUGUUGAUUAUAUGCAUUGGCCAUGGGAGAUGUGCCCGGCGGCGUGGCUAGGUAGUUACACAAGCGGGCAUGUGGGUAGACCAUUAUUGAUCCUUCAGGCUGUAGCAUCCAACGAUCUAUGGAUUUGGAAUGCGUACUUUGGACAGCAAGGUUCUCACAACGAUAUCAAUGUGUUCAAAGCAUCACCGAUUCUUGAAGAAAUUGUGAAUGGAUUCACACCCAGCACUUCGUUUUGGGCAAACGGAAACCAUUACGAGAAGGGAUACUAUUUGGGCGACGGCAUCUAUCCCGAAUAUGCUACAUUUGUGAAGAAGACAUUUUAA
Molecule: messenger RNA, 780 nt
Organism: Erigeron canadensis
Lineage: Eukaryota; Viridiplantae; Streptophyta; Magnoliopsida; Asterales; Asteraceae
Exons: 3
Coding region: 1-780 (259 amino acids)
Source: RefSeq, a predicted model, not a curated record